Biomphalaria glabrata is the source of this 1319-nucleotide messenger RNA. RefSeq lists its product as uncharacterized. The transcript has 10 exons. NCBI's taxonomy places the organism in Eukaryota, Metazoa, Mollusca, Gastropoda, Planorbidae. Bases 163 to 723 code for a protein of 186 amino acids. The record is from RefSeq and is a predicted model, not a curated record.
UGAACAUUUAUUCACAGAAACGAAAUAUAAUUAAUAACUUAAAUUCAUAUUUUUUUAUUACCACUACUCAGCAAAAGACUGUUACUGUGUUAAGAACAAACUCGAGCCUAGUCUAGAUUGACUAGAUCUACACCUAAAAUCUAGAGUCUAGUUGAGUAGAAAAUGUCACUAAAACUUACUAGACAUCGACCAACAGGACUUAAGAAGCCUAGACCUUUGAUUUCAAGACAGCUUUCAAAUUCAGAACCAACAGUUGAAUCAAAAGAGCUGGAGGCUAGCCCUGAAGUAAAGAAAGAAGAGGACAGUAGCACAGAGAAAGAUAAAUGUGAAAGCAGUGUAGUAGUGUUUACAUUAAAAAACAAAGAAGGCUUUGAGUUGAUCUUGACUGGUCGUAAUGCAAAAGCAGUCUUGAGCGCAACCAACACUCUGAUGCAGCACAGUGAUAUUGAACUGGUCAGCAUGGAGGUUGUGUGUGACGGAGAGACAGAUCAGAAUGAUAAUCAUGUAAGGACAGGAGACAUACAGAAAGAAGACUUAAUGAAUUUCAAAUGUCAGCCUGAAAUGUUGUUUAAGAAAGCUUUGAUGUACAGCAAGGAAUAUUUGAUCAAAUUAAGUCAAUCCAAGUUGUCCAAGGCUCCACCUCCACUGUGGAAUGUUCUAGUACACACUCAUUCACCUUGCUGCCUUCCAGCUGAACAGAAAAACAAAGAUGCAUGUUUCUGAAAACAAAUUUACAAAAAUAUCAGGAAAAAAGUGUCUUCCUAUUUCCAGCCAUCUAAGUUUAAGCCUCAUGAUGGAUCUUAUGUACAUGAAGACAGAAAGUGACAGAAUGUGUCCUAUAGGAAUUUUGUGUGUGUUUGUUUUAUUCCUGACUCCAUACAGUUUAUUUAACAUUGAAAGAAGUUAUUGACAUAGCAAAGCAAGGGGGACAACUGCCAAAUACAGCUUAAGGGGAACUAGAAAAAAAAUCUUGUGCUUUAAAAGUUAUGGACAUAAGCAUAGGGGGACACUGCCAGAUGUAAUUACAAAAACUGUUACUUACUAACAAAGGAAACAAAAUAUUUUUAGGCUAACGUUUUGCUUGGGCUCAAACUUAUGUUUUGGUCAUACUAAGAUCUUGUAAACAAAAAAUACAAAUGGGGGAGAGAUGAAGCUCUUGGCAGCUUGUUUUGUUAUCUCACUAAUUUCUUUGUGUUUUAUGUUUUGUUAUUUUAUUGUCACCAAACACCCUCCUACCUCAGUCUUGAAACAUUCCAAUACCUUGGUGGAUGUUCCAGUCUUACAGUGUUGUCUUUCGAAUAAUAAAAAGUAUUCUUGUA